AGAAAGAGAAGAGAAAGUAGCCGUUUAAUUCUUCGCAUACGUUAUCACUUUAUUCAAUCAGACCGUUGUGGUUUCACAAUACUUGAACUCACCCUCUCACCAACACCUGUUUCAAACACACCCACCCCCACAAAAACACACAGUAACAAUGGUGGCCAGAACCCCACCAAAGCUAAGGAAGAAGAUGUUGGCCCCACUCGACCCAAAUCAACUCAGGGAAACCCUCAACAAGGUGGAGAAAUGUUUGAACCGGUUGCAAGAGCUCGAGUAUGUUACGGGUGGGACGAAGGUGAAAUCCGGUGCGAAUGUUAGUCCGAGGGGUAACAGAGGGUACUUGAGAACUAUCAGAAAUGGAAAUGGUCAGAAAACCUCACCUGGAAAGUUACCCACACAAAUUGGGGAAUGGAAGAGAAUGUCAUUGCCGGCGAUGAUAUUAGGCGAAACAAUGGGCGAAAUACUCCAAGCAAGCCGAUUCGCAAAAGAAAUCGUGGCGACCGCCAACACAGCCGACCCGAAAACUCCUGUGACGGAUUCGCGGCGGAAGUCGAGGAUAAACCCGGAAACCACUGAGCUUAGAGCGCGUCGAAAGAGGGAAAAACAGAUCAUCCGAGCCGAACCGCACUCCCCAUUACUUCAAAGAACCAAAUCGCGCAUUAACUUCAAAGUUUCGGGCUCGCCCCCGAAACCAGAGCCCGAAAAAGAAAACCGCAUGUUUUCAGCUAAUCGGGUGUCCCCGAAGAACCGACCAUGGGCCCGAAAAACCGUGAUCUUCCCGAACCCAAUGUUCAACUCGUCGUCAAAUGCACAUAACCAAAAGUUUUGUAGAACAAAUUCACCCGUGAUUCCUAGAAACCCGCCGAUAACCCCGCAUAAGUUCUUGAUCAAGACACCGCCUGCAGCUGCACGAAAAGCGGCCCCAUCCUCCUCCUCGGCCUCGGUUGUAAAGUUUCAAGUCAAGAUAAGGAGUCCACCGGUUUCCCUAUCUCCAACCCGACCCACCAAGAAGGCGGUGGGGGGAUCACCGCCGAAGAAAGUAUCAACGGCCGCCAAGCUCAGGCGGUCGUUUUCGCCAUCGCGAUUGGCGAGUAGAUUGGUUUCGCCGUUGAAGAGUAGAAAAUCAUCAGUGCCAAAGAGUGUGGAUGGUGGGAUGAUGAUGAUGAAUAUGAAUAUGAACAUGAUGAGUGGAUUAAAACAAAGACCUGUAUCAACACCUCGGAGGAUUUAAGGUUUUUCAAUUCGGAGGAGUUAAGGUUUCAUUCUUUCAAAUGAUAUUUUCCUAAUGUCAUUAAUGUCAUAUGUGAUGUUCUUCAAGGUACCUAACAUUUGUGUAUCAUAAAACAGGAAUGACACAGUUGAGGUGUUCAUUUACUACAUGUUAUUAAUUUUUGUUUAUAUA
Helianthus annuus (common sunflower) is the source of this 1396-nucleotide messenger RNA. RefSeq names its product microtubule-binding protein TANGLED. The record is from RefSeq and is a predicted model, not a curated record. The coding region runs from base 149 to 1225 and encodes 358 amino acids. The transcript is spliced from 4 exons. NCBI's taxonomy places the organism in Eukaryota, Viridiplantae, Streptophyta, Magnoliopsida, Asterales, Asteraceae. Gene Ontology annotation, molecular function: microtubule binding. Gene Ontology annotation, biological process: regulation of phragmoplast microtubule organization.